UGUGAAACCUCCUGCGUCGGUCUGACCCAGUAUGUGUGUGUGAAUGUGUCCGAAUGGGUGUGUGUGCUGUCAGCAGCUGCCAUAGGUGAAUAAACAUCUGUUUGUCUGGUUUGGAAUAAACGAAAAGCUUCAAAUUCCGGAUAUUUAACUGAAACAGCAAUGCCCUGUGUACAAACCCAGCAUGCUUCCCUGCCUCAUGACAAUUACUUCAGUUCUGAGUUCCUAAAUCCUGAUCUCAGUGCCAAAUUGGUGAUGGACAUCAGUGGUCAAAAGGAUCAGCUGUCCACAUCUUCUCUCCCUAGCAUCAACACAUUGGUUGGAAAUGGCUAUGCUGGGGAGUUUGAUACUUACUCCUGCAAGAUUACCACCUCUCCUCCCACCUCCAUAGUUUCUUUGAGCCACACUGCAGCUGCUGAAAAUCCCAGCCCACAGAUGCUGAACCAAGCCUUCAAGCUGGAUGAUCUCCAGGUGUAUGGCUGUUACCCAGGAUCCUUUGCACUCAGCUGCCUUGAUGAAACACUCUCAUCCUGUGGAUCUGACUACUAUGGAAGCCCUCUUUAUGCUAGUGCUUCUCCUCCAACACCAGGCUUUCAGUCUGCUUCUGUAUGGGAUUCCCCUUUCAGCCCCUUCCCCCCAGCUCCACCAUGUUCUGUGGAUAAGGCUGCCAUGGUCCAGCCGCUCUCCUUUUCCAGCUUCAAUCCGGCACCUGAGCAGCACUCUCCAUUGGGGCAACAUCAGGAUGCUCUGCCUGGUCCGGAUGACCACUUCUUCCUCUCACCUCAGCAGCAUGUCUCCCCACUUCAGUGUCUCCCAAUGUCUCUGGAACUGGGAUCUAUGGGAAGUCCUCAAAUGGUGGAGGGGGCCAUGAUGUCUCCAAAACCCCUGAACACAGGAUCCAGUGAGGGACGCUGCGCAGUAUGUGGUGACAACGCGUCCUGUCAGCACUAUGGAGUGCGCACCUGUGAGGGAUGUAAAGGUUUCUUCAAGCGAACUGUCCAGAAAAAUGCAAAGUAUGUGUGCCUCACCAAUAAAGACUGUCCGGUGGACAAGAGGAGAAGAAACCGAUGCCAGUUUUGCCGUUUCCAGAAAUGUCUUGCGGUGGGAAUGGUCAAAGAAGUUGUUCGCACAGACAGCCUCAAAGGUCGCAGAGGUCGCCUGCCCUCCAAACCUAAGACUGCGGCUGAGGGGUCAUCCACCACCCCCAGCGUCAACAUCAUAGCUUCUCUUGUCAGGGCUCAUUUAGACUCCAACCCAACCAUCGAAAAGCUCGACUACUCCAAGUACCAGGAGAUGGUGGGCAAUUUGAAAGAAAAGGAGGAUGCUGGAGAUAUCCAGCAGUUCUAUGAUCUGCUCUCCGGUACCUUAGAUGUUUUAAAAAACUGGGCUCAAGCCAUCCCGGGAUUCGCAGACUUCUGCACGGAGGACCAGGAACUGCUGCUUGAAUCUGCCUUUGUUGAGCUCUUUAUCCUCCGCCUGGCUUACAGGUCAAAUCCAGAGAAGAACAAGUUGAUAUUCUGUAAUGGCGUAGUCCUGCACCGGCAGCAGUGCACUCGCAGUUUUGGUGGCUGGAUAGACUCAAUCAUGGAUUUUUCCCAAAGCCUUCAUCGCAUGAACUUAGACGUGUCAUUGUUUGCCUGCCUGGCAGCACUUGUUAUCAUCACUGAUCGCCAUGGACUGAAGGAACCCAGGAGAGUCGAAGACUUCCAAAGUAAUGUCAUUACUUGUUUAAGGGAACACAUGAGUGGAAAUGGAUCAGAACAAAGCCGGACGCAACCCAACUAUCUUUCUCGUCUACUGGGCAAACUCCCUGAGCUGAGGACUCUGUGCACUCAGGGCCUGCAGCGCAUCUUCUACUUGAAACUGGAGGAUCUGGUCCCACCCCCACCAAUCGUGGAGAAAAUCUUUAUGGAUACGUUGCCAUUUUGACAGAAAUAAUGCAAAAUCUAUAAAACGUGAUGGACACAGGAGAGGUGAAAACAACAUACAGAAUGAUGUUGUUGACUGAGCUCUGCUUUUGACUGUAAUGACUUGUGUGCUAACAGGUGUAAAAUCCUUUGGGAGACUUUUUAUAUGGCAUACUUUUAAAUAGAAUAGUUACUUUUGAUAGCACCACUGAUUUCAGAGCUAAGAUUGUAUAUAAUUUCAGGAACAUAUAUUCUGUGUGCAUUUUCAAAAUGGAUAUAUCAAGCGUUUGAAAUGUGAAUUUUGUCCUGCACUGCAGCUUACAACAUGCUGACAUUUGGAUACAUUUAUCAUCAUGUUACAGUAAACACUCACAAACACACUAAUUUCUUGAAAAGCAUUUCAUAAAAUGCUUUUGACCCAACUCAGAAACAGUUUUUGGUGGAAAAAAAGAAAACCAGUUAUAGUGAUAAAAUUAAAAACAUUUGCAGCACUAAUUUUUCAGAAAGGAAAAGUUGCUAAUCAUUCUGUCAUAUUGUUGUGCUCCUGUGGAAGGUCUUGGACCAAAGUUUACCAAAGAUGUUAUUUUGAUACUAUCAGUUACAAACCCUAUCACCUUAAGUUACAAUAAAUAAUUCUCUGCAGAAAUUUUGCUGUAGCCUUAAACUAGUUCUGCUAGAGCUACUGUUCAUUAAAGUGCUUCUACUUUGGAAUUUAAGAUAAAAGUGGACAUGAAUGAAAAUGAAUGAAAAUACAAAGUGCCUUUUAUGAAGACUUCUACCAUGAACCACACUAACUGAUACAAAUCCAAUUUUCAUUCCAAACAAAACACUGAGAGAGACCCUUUUAUUGCAGAUAUGAAACGUAGAAUAAUUGCACAGAUGGAUUUGAUAUCAGAGACGUGGUUUCUUUUUAUGCUGUACUACAUAUAAACAUAUGUGCUCACACUGUUCAAAUGAAAGGCCAUCAAUACUUUCUUGCGAUCUGUGGAAAUUCAAUCCUGUUCACGUGCUCCUGAAGUAAUAAAAGUUUAAAUUAAAGGCAAGCUCUCCAUUAUAAGAUCAAAAUGGAUCCAAGCAGAUGUUAAAUUCUUGAAUUAAGACAGCCUACCAUUUCUGCAAUUUGUAUUAAUGUAGACCACAGAAUGCCCGGGAUAGAAAGAUAUUUUCAGUUUUUGAUAUAUACUGGUUUCUUGCUGCAUAUGUGCCUGAAUAUCCUCUUCUUCCACAUCUGUCUGAGUUGCAUUUUUCUGCAUUUUUUCAUAUUUGUGCAUUUAUUUUGUAUUUCAACCUAAAUGAUAUUUCUUAAGGAAUGAAAGUGAAAUGUGAUGACAAGAAGAGCAGCUAUGAACACUUCACUAUUUCGACUGUGUCAAAAACACUUUGUUUUCCUUCUUUACUGUUUUGUUUUGGACAUUGUGUGUAAAUUGAAAAGACUGCCAGACUUUUUGUAAAAAGGUACAAACAUGCUGAGAUACAGCAAACACUUUAUAUUAAAUUUUUUCUGAAAAUUCA
Menidia menidia (Atlantic silverside) is the source of this 3416-nucleotide messenger RNA. The record is from the annotation of a GenBank genome assembly. NCBI's taxonomy places the organism in Eukaryota, Metazoa, Chordata, Actinopteri, Atheriniformes, Atherinopsidae.